UUCACGACUCUGGACCAAUCAUGUGUCGGAAAGAUGGGCGGGACUACAUGACGUUGGCGCCAUAGCUUUUCCUGGUUGUUUGCUAACAGAAAUGUUUCGUUAGCGCUCUGCCGACAUGUUGUAUUUGUAUGGUAUCUCUUUUAAAUAAGUGUUGAGAAUGAAGCCGCUUCGUCUUUGACUCCCAAGGUACCGGGCUGGCCUAUGGUGGUGUGGCUCUGUGUGGCCGCCGGCAAGCAGUGCGGCCUGUGGCUGCCGCGAAGUCAACUUGUUUGCUGUCAAAUCAUGUUUGUUUUCCCGAAGAUGGCGGACACUGUGAACUAAAUGACCGUCAGAAACAUCGCCUCCAUUUGUAAUAUGGGCAUCAAUGCCUCCGCUUUGGAGAAAGACAUUGGCCCGGAGCAGUUCCCCAUCAAUGAACACUACUUUGGAUUGGUCAACUUUGGAAACACGUGCUAUUGCAACUCGGUGCUCCAGGCGCUCUACUUCUGCAGGCCCUUCCGUGAGAACGUCCUGGGCUACAAGGCGCAGCAGAAGAAAAAGGAGAACCUUCUCACCUGCCUGGCUGACCUCUUCCACUCCAUCGCCACGCAGAAGAAGAAGGUGGGCGUCAUCCCGCCCAAGAAGUUCAUCUCUCGUCUGCGUAAGGAGAACGAUCUGUUUGAUAACUACAUGCAGCAGGACGCCCACGAGUUCCUCAACUACCUGCUGAACACGGUGGCCGACAUCCUGCAGGAGGAGAAGAAGCAAGAGAAGCAGAAUGGGCGCCUGAAGAACAAUGGUGCUGUCGCCACCACGGAAACGGAGGCGGAGCACAAGACGGAGCCCACCUGGGUCCAUGACAUCUUCCAAGGCACGCUCACUAACGAGACUCGCUGCCUCAACUGUGAAACAGUGAGCAGCAAGGAUGAAGAUUUUCUAGAUCUUUCCGUGGACGUGGAGCAGAAUACGUCAAUAACACACUGUCUCAGGGACUUCAGCAACACAGAGACUCUGUGCAGCGAGCACAAGUACUACUGCGAGACCUGCUGCAGCAAGCAGGAGGCUCAGAAACGCAUGCGUGUGAAGAAGCUGCCCAUGAUCUUAGCGCUGCACCUGAAGAGGUUCAAGUACAUGGAGCAGCUUCAUCGCUACACCAAGCUGUCCUAUCGAGUGGUCUUCCCUCUGGAGCUCCGCCUCUUCAACACGUCCGGGGAUGCUGUCAACCUGGAUCGCAUGUAUGACCUGGUAGCUGUGGUGGUCCACUGUGGCAGCGGUCCAAACCGAGGUCAUUACAUCACCAUCGUGAAGAGUCACGGCUUCUGGCUGCUGUUUGACGAUGACAUCGUGGAGAAAAUAGAAGCCCACGCCAUCGAGGAGUUCUACGGGCUUACCUCAGACAUCUCCAAGAACUCCGAGUCGGGAUACAUCCUCUUCUACCAGUCCAGGGAAUGAGCAGGACUCAAAUCCACUUCCCUCCCAAGCUGACAAGUGUGUGCCAACCACUACUUGACUUUACUGUCUGGGCUGCACUUUAUCCCACAAACUCUCAUUCUGCAUCCUUUUAUUUCAUUCCUCUCACUUUCUAUGCACACUUUUUGUUUCAUGACUUCUUUCUGGUUUGAAGGGUCUCCAUUUUAGCGACUACCUAACGGCACAAUCACUGUGAUGGCACCUUCUAACCUGCAGACGUUAAACCUUCUGUCGCCUUUUUUCUCUAUUUAUUGAACUUAUUUAUUGCUCUCACUUCUAGCGCUGUCCCCAUUAAUUGCUGCACAUCUUUUCCUAUUUUAAGCGCAACAUAUUCUAGCAUUUAAACAUAGAAUCAAUAUAUUAGGAUCUGCUACUUUUGCACCUGUCUCUAAGGUCCUCUGAAAUUUGCAGCUACUGUCACUAUUUGCACUUUGAUCUUAUUAAUAACUACCCUCCCUCUCAAAAGACCAUUUUGUGGACAUUCUGAGGACAAAAUCACUAUGAAAAGAACUCGGGCUGUCAAAAUGAAUGAUAACUCAUAUGAUUAAUUACAAGAAAUUAUCACACUUGGAUUAACAAUUAAAUUUAUUUUGAGCAUACAAGUUCUUUUAUACGGAGCGUGAUCAGAUCAAUGCAGACGUCAAAAAUGAAGAGAAUCCGAUCGGUGUGCUCACUGGUAAAUCUCACUUAAAUACAGCCAGAAAAAAGGUACAACUGUUACCAAGUGAUGUGCAAAUACUUGACACAAUGUGCAGGCCAAAAGUUUGGACACACCUUCUCAUUCUAUGUGUUUUCUUUAUUUUCAUGACUACCGUAUUUCCUUGAAUUGCCGCCGGGGCGCUAAUUAAUUUAAAACCUCGUCUCACUCCUGCGCUUACCAAAGGCAUGCGGUAAAAGUAAGCAUGCGCUAAUUAUUUUAAAACCUCUCUUCUCAGUCCGGAACUUACCAGAGGCAUGCAGUAAAAAUUUGAGUGUGAUGUAAGCUUGGACCUUAAAUCCUACUGAAUAGCUCUUAAUCCUCUUCCCUUUAUGCGAUUUCAAAUUACCGGUAUUGAAAUCAGCCGCCUUAUUUUGAAAAUGAUGACAGGGGAAGUGUCACUCAGGACGUCACGAGUUUGACCAGGCGGUAAUACUAAGCCUGCGCUAAUUAUUUUGCAAAGCAAGUUUGACCCGGCAGUAAUUCAAGGCAGGCGCAUAUAUAUGCCCUGCGGCAAUUCAAGGAAUUACAGUAUUUACAUUUUAGAUUGUCACUGAAGGCAUCAAAACUAUGAAUGUUGAGUUAUGUACUUAACAAAAAAAGGUGAAAUAACUAAGUCACCUGAAAGGGUUUUCACUUUACAGGUGUCACUUUUGAUGCCUUCAGUAACAAUCUACAAUGUAAAUAGUCAUGAAAAUAAAGAAAACACAUAGAAUGACAAGGUGUGUACAAACUUUUGGCCUGUACUGUAUAGCCAAGUAAAAUGUUUCUGGAUUACAUUCUGACUCUGAACUUGCAUUUAUGUACAAAUAUUGUGGUCUUUUCUGAAACACAUUUUAACUUUGAAAGCGAGUAAUCACCCUUGAUAAAUCAUGGUUAACACAAAUUGUCAAAUGUGAUUUAAUUUGAUUUAAAAAAUAUAUAUCAUGCGACAGCCCUGAAAACACUAUUUUUUUCUCUAAUCGCUAUGACAUGAAAUUUCAUGACACAUUUAGUUUUUUUACUAACAUUUUAAGAAUCAGUUUGACACCACCUGUUGAUUUGCGUGUAUAAUCAUCUCUAAAGACCAACUGUCAUUUCUUACAUAUUAGGGGAAAAAAAUACAGUCUCAAUGAAUUUGUACCAAGACGUUCUCUUGAAGGUCAGCAGAAAUCCACAAGUUCAAAGCGCGUCGUUACGAAAAAAAACGUCACCUUUUUAUUUGUAGAGAAGUUAGUACAAAGUAGUGCAAUACUAUUGAAGUGGAGUUUUAUUUUCCGUUGAGAUAUUUUUUCAUGUUGAAUUUAGUGACACCCCUUUUGUACCUUGUCUAUCACUUCUGACCUUUUCAUGUCAACUACAUUUGUCUUCCAUGUUGUUUUUAAUCUCUCUAUCUCUAAUGAGCUGACCCAUGCUAAAUACUUCUGUUAAUCAAUUGAGUUAAUUCCUUGCGUCAAACUGGAAAUUAGCAUUUCAAUUGUGUCCUGUUUGUGAGUAGUAGGACUCCUGUUUGUGUGUGUGGUUUUAACAGAAGUGUCCUACUGUCCUCAAUGACUCGUAGCAAAAGUGCCAAACUGGAGUUGAUAUGGAACCUGUAAUAAUAUGUUUAAAGCUCUUUGUACAUAAAGGUAGGAAAAAACGUCUAUGAAAAUACAUACAAUUUUUUUUAAAAUGUCAAAAAUUGUAUUUUGCUUCUAACUGUUAAUAGCAGAUACUGUUGCCUGAUUGGCAGAGUGGACGGUAGCGAGGGAAUAAAGACGCAGGCAAUGUCUUCCAA
Messenger RNA from Nerophis ophidion (straightnose pipefish), 3902 nucleotides. It is a transcript of the gene usp46, whose product is annotated as ubiquitin specific peptidase 46. Gene Ontology annotation, biological process: protein deubiquitination. NCBI's taxonomy places the organism in Eukaryota, Metazoa, Chordata, Actinopteri, Syngnathiformes, Syngnathidae. The transcript has 9 exons. The record is from RefSeq and is a predicted model, not a curated record. Gene Ontology annotation, molecular function: cysteine-type endopeptidase activity; cysteine-type deubiquitinase activity. The coding region runs from base 322 to 1431 and encodes 369 amino acids. Gene Ontology annotation, cellular component: nucleus; cytosol.